CAGAGUCCACUGAUGUCACCAAGACUGGCUCACACUCAAAGCCCCAUGAUUCAGCAGUCUCAGGCUAAUCCUGCCUAUCAGUCCUCUACGGAGAUGAAUGGGUGGGCACAAGGGAAUAUGGGUGGUAACAGCAUGUUUUCACAACAGUCCCCACCACAUUUUGGGCAGCAAGCAAGCACCAGCAUGUACAACAAUAACAUGAACAUCAGUGUAUCCAUGGCAACCAACACAAGUGGUAUGAACAACAUGAACCAGAUGACAGGGCAGAUCAGCAUGACCUCAGCGACCUCUGUGCCUACAUCAGGGUUGUCCUCCAUGGGUCCUGAGCAGGUUAAUGAUCCUGCUAUGAGGGGAGGCAAUCUUUUUCCAAACCAGCUGCCUGGAAUGGAUAUGAUAAAGCAGGACGGAGAUGCAGCACGGAAAUACUGCUGACCCUGAAGGUGGUUCGGUUGCUCCUUUCUUCAGCUGACUGGGCUUACGGCCCCAAAUCCUUACCAGUUUGAAGAGCUGCAUCUAUUUGUCGUGACCCAGCUGAGCUGCCAGUGCCAGCAGCAGCUGCCUGCUGCCGCCAGGACUCAGCCCUGCCCUCCCGAGGGGAGCCGGGUGGUCGUUGCCGAGGAGCAGCCUCUUCUUUGACAGUCUGAAGCUAGCGUACAGACAGUUGCUCAGUCUGUUCACUGCAUUCACCUUAGUGCAACUUAGAUCUCUCCUGCAAAGUAAUUGUUGACAGGCAAUUUUCAUAAACCAUGUCAGAUUGAAUGUAUUUAAAUGUAUGUAUUUAAGGAAAAA
This is a messenger RNA of Acanthisitta chloris (rifleman), 789 nucleotides long. Its product is annotated as nuclear receptor coactivator 2-like. Gene Ontology annotation, cellular component: nucleus. Gene Ontology annotation, biological process: positive regulation of transcription by RNA polymerase II; cellular response to hormone stimulus. Gene Ontology annotation, molecular function: nuclear receptor binding. The record is from RefSeq and is a predicted model, not a curated record. Lineage: Eukaryota; Metazoa; Chordata; Aves; Passeriformes; Acanthisittidae. The coding region runs from base 13 to 432 and encodes 139 amino acids. The transcript is spliced from 4 exons.